AGCAGCGUCGUGUGAAAACGAGUUUGAAGUUACGAUUAUUAAGAGAAAGAACAAGUGUUUUGCGAGAUUGGUAAGGAGAGCAUCGUAGCUGCUUAGGGUUUUUGAGUUAGGGUUUCUGAAUUGGGGGGAUUUCAGACUAAGAAUGACGAUCAAUGAUGUGCUUCCAUUGCCGCCAGGUAUUCGAUUCAAUCCCACGGAUGAUGAACUUAUUUCUUAUUAUCUAUCAAACAAGAUUAAGGGUAUACCAUUGCCUUUGAAUCUGAUCGUGGAAUGUGAUAUUUACGGAGAUAAGCCUCCGUGGGAAAUCUGCCAUGGGAGGAAACAAGAAGAAUGUUACUUCUUUACAACUUUAAAGAAAGCUAGCAAAAAUCGGGUUGCCAGAACUGCUGCUGGUGGAGAGUGGCGUGGCAACAAUUCUGGAAAGGAAGUCAUGGACAGGAAAACAAAGAAAGUCAUUGGGGUGAAGAAACAAUUUACUUUCAAGCCUAGGAAAGGGAAGAAAGGCACUUCAUGUACUUCAACGAGCAACGCAAAAGCAACAGGAUGGAUCAUGCAUGAGUAUUCUUUGAUGGGAGGAAAAGAUUCCAGUGAUGGCUAUGCUCUUUGUCAUAUCACGAAACAUUGCAGGGGACAGAAGAAAGAUGAUGAUGGAGAGCCAAUAAUUAUAACUAAUCAGUUGGUCUUCGAUCGGUAUGUUUCAUCACAAGAAGCUAGACCAGGUGAAUUUAAUAAUCAAGUCAACAUUGGAGGGUUCUAUCAAGGAUAUGCGUUUGAGGAUGCUGAUAAUCAAAACAACAGUGGAGAGGCUGCUAUGGCAGAAAAUUUGGCGCGCCAUCAAGUACAUUUGAUUAAGGAUGGUGAUCAAAUCAACAACAGAGAGGCUGUUGUGGCAGAGAAUGCGAUGUUCGAUCAAGUACGUAUGAUUGAGGAUGGUAAUCAAAUCAAGAAUGGAGGGCUAUAUGCGAUUGAAGAUGCUGAUGAUCAACUCAACAAUAGAGAGGUUGUUAUGGGAGAGACAUUGAUGUUUGAUCAGGCAUAUGUGAAUGAGGGUGGCAAUCAAAUCAACAAUGGUAGUCCAACUGCUAUGACUGGUGCUGGUAUUAUCACGAAUACUGUAGCGCCUCGUGAGGAACUUCAAACUGAAUAUGGGAUGGAACCUGAGUGGGCAUAUUUGGAGAAAGGUAGUUGGUUCUCUGAUUUUGAUCCUGCAGAGAUAGCGCGCAUGAGUACUGCUUUGGAUGACGCUAUUGCGAAGAACGCUUUUAGUUAGGAACCUGCCAUGCAAGGGAAGGAUGACACAAGACAAGAAGAUUUUCGAAGGUCUCCAAGUUAGGUUAUCAGGCUAAGUUAGUCGAGAUGAUUCAUUUAUAAUUCACAUAUCUCAAUCUUUUUUCUGAUUUAUGUACGAUUAUAACAGAUACUGUAAGUGUAAUAUUUGUGCUAUGACAGUUAGCUAUUAUACGUAAUGAAUGUUUAACAUUGCAUGA
Molecule: messenger RNA, 1487 nt
Organism: Ricinus communis (castor bean)
Lineage: Eukaryota; Viridiplantae; Streptophyta; Magnoliopsida; Malpighiales; Euphorbiaceae
Product: NAC domain-containing protein 53
Exons: 1
Coding region: 143-1270 (375 amino acids)
Biological process (GO): regulation of DNA-templated transcription
Molecular function (GO): DNA binding
Source: RefSeq, a predicted model, not a curated record